AUGCCUUCCGAAUCAUUGUAUGGAUCACCCAAUAUGAGCGAUUCAGCGCUUUUAAUAAGUGUCGAGGACCUGAUAAACAGAGCCCUCGGUUCGCCGGAUGAAAAUACAGUAAAUUUCAAAUUGGUUCAAAUGAUUCUUCACAUCUUAGCGCGACAGCUACGUAUGCUGGAACAAAGGGUAGAGAUCAGAAGCGCGGAUUUCAAACCACAACGGUUAAAAGGCACUCCUGAAACUACCACGGAAAGUUCAUCUUCUAAGAGUCCUCGUUCACCGGUAAAACGUCGGAUGGCGGGAAUCAAAGAAGAGCGUAGUACAAAACAAGAUAAAAAAGAAAAAGAAGGCCAGAAGGACUUGGAAAGUAUUGAAAAGAAAGAGCAAAAAGGGGACCUGCAAUACAUGGGAAAGGAUAAAGAUGCAACAGAGAAACAGACUAAAAAGGAGAAAGAUAGAGCCGAGAAACAAAAGAGGCAUAAAGAAAAAGAGUUGGAAAAAGAGAAAGCAAAAGCUGAGAAGGAAAUGGAUCAUGCUGAACGAACGAAAGAAGCCAAGAAAGCAAGAGUAAUGUCAGCCACCAUUGCAAUUACAGAAGCUGAAAGGGGCAAAGAGAAAGUACUUGUAGUUGAGAAAGGUCCGAGUACCCAAACAGAGACUCGGGGUCGUGCGAAUAUAGACGUAGUCACUCAAUCACAAUUUGCUCUGCUGGAGGCUGCGGUGAAUGAUUUAAUGGAGAUAGCAGUUCCGAAACCACUCGUGCUUCCUGACAACGAGAAGCUAAAAAGCGAUCUUGCUUCAGGAAAUGCGACGCUGCCCGAAGCCAUGCAAGCUAUGCAGGUCACAGCCCGGGUGAAAGCAGCUGAAAAUGCCAUUAAUCGUAUGACCGGACUAUUGACCCAGCUCGCUGCAGCCGGUGCGUUACCUGAAGAUAUAGCUGAAAAGGUUGAUGGAGUUAAAAUUGAACCGACUAUACCCGAUGAGACAGAAAGCGUAAAACCAGAGAAAGCGAAAUCUCAUCAAUCGGUACCUUCAAGAAAAUCCGUAGCGAUCGAUCCAAAGUCGUCUCAGAUGUCACGGGCCGAUGGAAAACCUCCUAAAGCUCAUUCCGCUCCGACGACCCCUCGCCCAUCUACAGCGACUAGCAGACAGUCUGUAGCCACAAGACCUUCUAUACUAUCCAUGGGCCCCCCAAUCACUCAUGAGGAGUUGAAUUCUGCUUUGCGAGGACUAAGAGAAGAAUUGUCGAAAAACUUAGACAGUUUGACGAUGCGCGCAACGACUGCCGCCGAAAAUGCCCUCCACACUGCAAUGUCCGUGGCGGAUAAAGUGGAUGUAGCCCUGAAGCUGAACAACCGCAUCACGGUGCUGUACUCGUUGGUGGGAGAUUACUCAGACCAGCUGAGCGGUUUUGAUUCAGGAUUGACCACGCAGAUGCGAAGUUUUCAAGAGCAAAUUGUCCAGAUACAUACGGAUCUUAAGACCGGCCUCACGCAGCUGGAAAAUGUUAACAAUAACGCUGAAAAUGCGGCUCUUGUGGAGUUGACGGAACGUUACCAAGAAUUAGUGACGGAACUGGAGACCACACAGCACGCUCACAAGAAUCUCACAACUCUACACUCACAACUAGGAGGGGAGAUGCACAGCUUGGUAGAAUGCGUCGAGAUGCUGCGGGAGCAAAAAUCAGAUCGAGACGAGGUCUUAGACGGGCUUAGGGAUAAGGCGGACAUUUCGCGGCUCGCAGGUUUGUUGUCGGAAGAAGAAUUCGCAAAGGCGCGCACAGAUUUCGAGCGACGUAUUGAAUUGUGUCACGACAAAUUCCAUAAACAAGAAAUGACCUGGAUGGCAGCCAUCAAAGAUCUAGCACGCAUAACUGACGGCAAAGGGCAGAUUGUGGAUCUGCUUUCUGCACGUGAUGAGGCCCAAAAAGAACUACAACUUCUAGAAAAGAAGAUACGACUGCUGGCUACCGUGCUAGGAGAACCUAAGGCGGCGCUGCUGACGCGGCAGCUGGCGACGGACGCGCUGUGCGGCGCGUGCGGCGCGGCGGCGAGCAUGCAGGCGCGCGACGCGGUGUCCGGCCUGCCGCCGCGCCUGCCGCCCCUCACCGCGCACGUCUCCCCGCCGAUCGCCUCGCCCGCGGAAUCGCCGCCAUCCUCACCUCUCGCCUCGCCCUGCCUCGGCGACUUGGAGGAGCACGAGCCGCAGCGAGAUAGGCACAUGUGUCACCGCUGGUGUGGAGGCUCUCAUACGCUUAUUACUGAAACUACUACGAAGGAGCGCGCCUCUCCCGCGUCGCUGGAGACUGUUCCUACGAAAAAGUACACGGGAUACGGCAGCGACGGAAGGCUGUACAUGCUGGAAGAAGAACUGCGGCCUUGUAUUGAAUGCAACGUUUUCGGCGAUGACCGCGGCGCGGGGGACUCGUCGGCGCCUCCCGACGCCAUGUAG
Messenger RNA from Vanessa tameamea, 2442 nucleotides. Its product is annotated as girdin-like. The transcript is spliced from 18 exons. The record is from RefSeq and is a predicted model, not a curated record. Lineage: Eukaryota; Metazoa; Arthropoda; Insecta; Lepidoptera; Nymphalidae. The coding region runs from base 1 to 2442 and encodes 813 amino acids.